UUUUGUCAAAAAAUUUUUCAAGGAAAUGAUCUCUUGAUGGCAAAUGUUGAAGAAAAUUUUGAGGAAGGAGGAGGGGAAAGUGUAACUGUCACAAUUGCUUUAGAUUUGCCAGAAUCUUCAAAUAUAAAAAAUACACGGAAUGAAACUUUUGUUGAUAAUAUUGAGGUUGAUGAUGAAUUUUUGAAUUUUCUUUCAAUCCCUUUACCAAUUUCUCCUUCAGAAUUACUUUCGAAUUUUAAACAAAAAAAUUCUUUAUUUUCUUCUAUUUUAAUUAAAGAUAUUUCUUUUGAAUUAAAAAAUAUUUUGGAAAUUCGGUUAAGUACUUCUUCAUGUGGUUCUAUGCGAAAUUGGGAAUUUUUAGCUGCUUGUAUGGGGUUAAGUAUUGAUGAAAUUGUUGGGAUGAGAAAAAAUGAAAAUCCAAUAAAUAUUUUACUUCAAAAAUUUUCUGAUGAGUACUUUCUUAAAUUAUUAGAGCUUAUUGGGCAAUCUGGCCGUGUUGAUGUUUUACUUGCUUUAGAACCAUUUAUUGGAAAAAUUUCAAACGAAAGAAAAUUAAAUAAAAAUAUUACCCAAAAACAACAACAAAUAAAUCCCCCUAUCAAUUUGAGGGAUUCUUCUCUUUUAACUUUUUCAUCAGAUAUUCAAGGGCAUAAUUCCUCAUCAAUUUUACAAGGCCCAUUUAUUUUUAUUUUGCAUCACGAAAAUAAAAAUAAUAAAGAUUUGAGACGUUUACAUAAAAUGUUUAUUAAAAAUUUGGAAAGAUGUGCAACAGAACGAGGAAAAAAGGUUUUGGAUGUUGAUAAUUGCUUUUCUGGGGAAGAUUUAUUUGGUUCAAUUCAAAAGUAUUUUGAAAAUGCUUCACAAAUUCUUUUGGCAUUAUCAAGCGAUUAUUCAGAAAUAAUUUGUACAGAUAAUGAACAAAUACAAGAAUUGGAUCAAAAAAUCCAAUUAAAACGUUCUUUGCAUCAAAUGACUUUUCAAGAAAAUAAACGUUUUCGAGUACUUUUGAUGCGUGGAACAGGCCCAGAACAUAUUCCACGUGGAUGGCCAAGUAAUACUUUGCACUAUCGUUUUCCGGAAGACUUUUCUGAAUUGUGCACUCGCCUACUUGAUGGGGAAGGAGAAAGAUUGAUUUCAAAUGAAUAAAAUUUUAAUUAUAACAAAAUUGCUCAAAAUUUAUUUGUAAAUAUGUACAUUUAAAUAAAUUUAAAAAAUAAAAGUGAAAAAAAAACGAGGCAGGUAAAACGCUACAUUUAAAGAAAGAAUGGACAAA
Messenger RNA from Meloidogyne enterolobii, 1273 nucleotides. NCBI's taxonomy places the organism in Eukaryota, Metazoa, Nematoda, Chromadorea, Rhabditida, Meloidogynidae. The record is from the annotation of a GenBank genome assembly.